Molecule: messenger RNA, 938 nt
Organism: Prorocentrum cordatum
Lineage: Eukaryota; Dinophyceae; Prorocentrales; Prorocentraceae
Source: the annotation of a GenBank genome assembly
GUGGCGCUUCUGCGUGCGAGGCGCCGACACCCUGGAGCUGCCGGACAGCUGGGAGGGCGACAUCCGCGUCCCCUUCUGCCUCCAGGCCCCGCUCUCCGGCGCGCUGGACUCGCUGCCCGCGGCGCGCCUGCGGGAGCUGGGCCUCAGCCGGCCCCCGCUGGCUGCCCCGCUGCGGCGGGGCCUGUUCCUGUGGUACCACCGGCGGCUGCCCAGGCUGCCCGCGGAGUGGUACGGCGAGGACACCGGCGCGAUCGAAUCCGCGCGGAGCUCCAAAGCCUCACGCUCAUGCCGCCGUUCCUUCCGCUUGUGUCGGGGCGUGCGACAGCGUCGCGGACGUGGCCGUCAACGGCGUCUGGUUCCCGCAGCACGUGGGCGGCAGCACGCGCUUCGAGGCCGAUGUCACCCAGGCCCUCCGCGGCGCGGCACCCGGCGCGGGCCCUGCGACGCUGCAUGUGCGCUGCGCCGACCGCCUGCCCGACGACGGGGGACUGCAGCCCUGUGGCAAGCAGCUCCACCCGCGGGGCUACGUCGGGCACGGGCCGCACCUGCCCACGCUCUACUCCAACGUGACCGGCAUAUGGCAGCACGUCUGGCUCGAGGCCGUCAGCGCCAGGGCGCGCCUGGCCUCGGUGAAGGUGGUACCCCGCCACGACGAGGGCGAGGACCAGUGGUCUCUGGAGAUCGACGCAAUCCUGCCCAAGGGGUGCAGCCGGAGCGGGCUGCGUUUCGCCGCCACCCUGCUGGCCUCCCGCUCUCCGGGAGGCGAGGAGCUCCUGUCCAAGAAGCGUGGCGCUGGGCGCCGGCGAGCGCCGUCUGCGCCUCCGCGUGCCCCGGGCGCUGGCGAGGCGCUGGAGCCCAGAGGAGCCGCACCUCUACGGGCUGCGGCUGGAGCUCCUCGUGGGGCGCGAGGCCUAGCGGGCCCCCAGACGGUGUGGUGA